AUGUUGAUUGAAGCCGCUCAUGCUAUAGCAAGUCAAAAUAACUGCCUUUCGAAAUCUACCUACUUAUUAGACGAAAGCAAGACUCCAAACAAUAUGUCUAUGUCUUAUUGUACAUUUAGCAAUAUUGUAGAACCGGAUUCAGUGGUUGAAGUGGGAUUCGAGAGUUCAAACCGCUUAGAUAAGAACGAUGCGCUGGUUAGCGGAUGUGUGGAAAUGACAAAUAACCCCCUACACAACAAACCAACGCAAAGAUCCUAUUGUGAUUGUCAGUGUUCGCUGCUAGCUGCCGACCUAGAAGGGAUUAAGCUUGAAAUUACAAUUAUGCAAAAGGAUAUUAAGACUAAUGCUAGUAAAUCCCGAGCCGAUCAGGUGAACCGGCUGAAAACCGAGCUUUCUA
Paramuricea clavata is the source of this 397-nucleotide messenger RNA. NCBI's taxonomy places the organism in Eukaryota, Metazoa, Cnidaria, Anthozoa, Malacalcyonacea, Plexauridae. The record is from the annotation of a GenBank genome assembly.